AAUGGGAGUAAAAGAGGAAGGUCAAGGACAAAAUGAAGUGGAGGUUGAAGAUCAGCACCACAAUUUCAAAAGUGAAGAAAAUUCUUUCAGUUGCUCACAGACUGAUGAGGAUUCACCUCAAGAAACAGAAGAAGCUAAAAUCUCAUUUCCAUGCCAUCCUUAUGGUGAGACUUUUUCACUACAUGGGCAUUCAAAUGUUCAAAUAAAGACUCACACAGGAGAAAUGCUUCAGUAUGAAAAGACUAGCACAAGUAAAAGCCACCUUUUGGAUCAUUUAUGUAGUCAUACUGGUGAGAAGAACUUUGCAUGCCCUUAUUGUGAUAAGUGUUUUAAACAACGAAGAAGUCUUAAUGUUCACAUAAAGACUCACACCGGAGAAAUGCCAUACAGCUGCCCUCAGUGUGAAACAACCUACAGAGAUAAAAGGCGCCUUAAGGAUCAUUUAGUGAGUCACACUGGUGAGUGGCCCUUUACCUGCCUUCAGUGUGAUAAGGGUUUUUUGCGCAAAAAUUAUCUUGAUGUUCACUUAAAGACUCACACUGGAGAAAAAACAAACACAAGUGAAAAGUCACUGAAAGAAUGUAAAAUAAGUCACACAGACCAAACGCCUUUCUCUUGUUCUCAAUGUGGAAAGAGUUUUACACAAAGACAAAACCUUAAUAGUCACAUGAGGAGUCACAGUGAUGAGGGGCCUUACACCUGUCCUCAAUGUGGGAAGAGUUUCACAACAAAAGCACAUUUAAAGAAUCACAUACGAGUUCACACUGGAGAGAAACCUUUCGUGUGCCCGCAGUGUGACAAGAGUUUUAAACAACGUGGACAUCUACAGAGUCACAUACGAAUUCAUACAGAUGAGAAGCCUUACUUAUGCGAUCUCUGUAAUAAGAGCUUUAGACAAAAAGAAUCUCUUAAGCAGCACAUGCGAGUUCAUACAGAUGAGAAGCCUUUCUCAUGCCAUCUGUGUGGUAAGAGCUUUAGACAUAAAGAAAAUCUUAAGCAGCACAUACAAGUUCAUACAAGUGCGAAGCCUUACUCAUGCCAUCUGUGUGAUGAGAGCUUUAGACAAAAAAAAAAUCUUAAGCAGCACAUACGAGUUCACACUGGAGAGAAACCUUACAAGUGCCCUCAGUGUGACAAGAGUUUUACACAACAAGGAGUUCUUAAGCAGCACAUACGAAUUCAUACAGGUGAGAAGCCUUACUUGUGCCAUCUGUGUAAUAAGAGCUUUAGACAAAAAGAAAAUCUUAAGCGUCACAUACGAUUUCAUACAGGUGAGAAGCCUUACUCAUGCCAUCUGUGUGAUAAGAGUUACAAAUGGGCACAAAGUCUCAAAAAGCAUCUGCUGUUUCACAAAAAUGGAGAAAACCCCUAAAAGUGUUCACAUUGUAUAAAGAGUUUUAUUGAGUCUGUGACGCUGAUAAAACACAAGUAUUUUUUAUUUUGGGGUAACAGUACUAGUAGAUUUCCGCUCAUUAAAUAAUUUGUUAAAGUCUUAUCUUCAUCCAUAUACUUAAAAUCUAAUUUUUGUUAAAUAUGGAUGUGAUGGAUAGAAAACUAAAAAAAUGUGUAACUAAAAUUAUUCACUUAUAAAACAGUGCUAAUCUGAAAGAUUACAAGCUAUCAUAACACUCAUGUAUUGACUGUCUUUUAGUGAUAUAGUUUUCAUGAAGUUUAAUUUAUUUAUUUUGUUAUGUGUUGUGUUUUGCAAAUGUGUAAUUAAACAUAUUUAUUUUACCUAUACAUUCACGAUUUGUAUAUUUACUUUGGUGAAGAUGAUAGUUGACUAAUUUCCUUGCAUUUCAAGAAUUUUGACAUAGAUUGAAUAAAGGGACCUUUAUUUUGCUUCUUGGAGCCUGCCGGGUGGUGACGUCAUAAGGGU
Molecule: messenger RNA, 1879 nt
Organism: Paramisgurnus dabryanus
Lineage: Eukaryota; Metazoa; Chordata; Actinopteri; Cypriniformes; Cobitidae
Biological process (GO): regulation of transcription by RNA polymerase II
Cellular component (GO): nucleus
Molecular function (GO): DNA-binding transcription factor activity, RNA polymerase II-specific; RNA polymerase II transcription regulatory region sequence-specific DNA binding
Source: RefSeq, a predicted model, not a curated record